Messenger RNA from Plasmodium gallinaceum, 1098 nucleotides. Its product is annotated as cytosolic preribosomal GTP-binding protein, putative. NCBI's taxonomy places the organism in Eukaryota, Apicomplexa, Aconoidasida, Haemosporida, Plasmodiidae. The transcript has a single exon. The record is from RefSeq and is a predicted model, not a curated record. Bases 1 to 1098 code for a protein of 365 amino acids. Gene Ontology annotation, molecular function: GTPase activity; GTP binding. Gene Ontology annotation, biological process: cytoplasmic translation. Gene Ontology annotation, cellular component: cytoplasm.
AUGUCGAUUUUGCAAAAAAUAGCUGAUAUUGAAGCCGAAAUGGCUAAAACCCAAAAAAAUAAGGCCACAAAUUACCAUUUAGGUCUGUUAAAAGCAAAAUUAUCAAAAUUAAAAGCUCAACUAAUUGAAGGAGGGACAAAAGGAGGUGGUGAUGGUGAAGGUUUUGAUGUUUCAAAAACAGGAGAUGCAAGAAUAGGUCUUGUUGGGUUUCCUUCGGUAGGAAAAUCUACUUUAUUAAAUAAAUUAACUGGUACUUUUUCUGAAGUAGCAUCUUAUGAGUUUACUACUUUAACUUGUGUUCCUGGUAUUUUUAAAUAUAAGGGAGCGAAAAUGCAAUUACUAGAUCUUCCUGGAAUUAUUGAAGGAGCUAAAGAUGGAAAAGGAAGAGGGAAACAAGUUAUUGCAGUAGCAAAAAGUUGUUCUUUAAUUUUGAUUGUUUUAGAUGUUUUAAAACCUUUAACUUAUAAAAAAAUUAUAGAAAAAGAACUAGAAGGCUUUGGUAUUAGGCUUAAUAAAAAACCCCCAAAUAUAAUUUUUCAGAAAAAAGACAAAGGGGGAAUAAAUAUAACACACACAGUUCCAUUAAAUAAUCUUGAUGAAGACAUAAUUAAAUCUAUUUGUCAUGAAUACAGAAUUAUGAAUGCUAAUAUAUCAAUAAGAUGUGAAGCUACUGUUGACGAUAUUAUUGAUGUAAUUGAAGGGAAUAGAUUAUAUGUUCCAUGUAUUUACGUUUUAAAUAAAGUAGAUCAAAUUACUAUGGAAGAGUUAGAUUUAAUUACACAACUUCCACAUAAUGUUCCUAUAUCUGCUCAUCUAGAAUGGAAUUUAGACGGAUUAUUAGAAGCAAUAUGGAAUUACUUAGAUUUGGUUCGUAUUUACACUAAACCUAAAGGUCAAAUACCUGAUUACGAUUCACCUGUAAUUUUAAAAAAAGAAAAAUCAAAAGUAGAAAAUUUCUGCAAAAAAAUUCAUAGAUCUUUAGUACAACAACUAAAAUACGCACUAGUUUGGGGGAAAUCAGUUAAACAUAAUCCUCAAAAAGUUGGAAAGGAUCAUGAAUUAAACGAUGAAGAUGUCGUUCAGUUAGUAAAAAAAUGA